GACACUGACCCAUAUGUCUCUCAAUCUACUUCUUUUCCACACGUACACCAUACCGUUUGUUUGGUUUUGAACGCUCAUUCGAAUAUACCACCCGAUUCUUCGUAAGGCGGUCAUCCAUCGAGCUGUAUCCUCCGACUGUAUCCCUUUGCCCCAAUCUUUCGUUGAACACUACAACCUACAUACUCUACUCAUUCGUACAUGACGCUGGAGGUGACCAUGGCCCCCGCCACCUCUGAAAGACCAACAACGGCCCAAGUCUAUGCCAACCUCCAUGGCCUCAAACUGCACUUUCCCAGUCUCCAGUCAAUUCUCUCCUCCUUUCCCACGGAGCUCAGCCCGCACUAUGGCCGACUUUGUGAGAUUGUGGAGAAAAACAUUGAUGACAGGAUCGAGGAACCGGACAUAAGGGCGAAAGCGAAGAAGAUCAACAUUGCUCUGCUCUGCGCAUAUUGGUGGCCCCGUUCUUCACUUGAGCGGUUGGUGACGAUGAGCUGGUUUGUCUUCUGGAUCUUCGUAUGGGAUGAUGAAGCCGAGGAGUCAUCAACUCAGGACCUGGACUUGGACUCGAAGACCACUUUAAGUGAAAGGGCAUUGAGAUACGUUGCCUUUCACUUGGGUCUUGAUCCUCCAUCCCCCCCACCUUCAGGCAACAUUGCAUGUGUUCUUCCUUCUUCUCCGCCGACCAGCCGCCGCCACCACCAUCAAUCAGAGGACUCCUCCGACCCCGAUUCCCUCUUUCUCUCGUCCUCGUCGUCGAAGGAGCCGCCCCCGCCGACAAAGUACUCGGUCCUCUUCAAACCUGCGGCCGAGGGCUUCAAACAAGGCUGCACUCUCACUGAGCGAACAAGACUCUAUUCGGAGAUCCAACUGUACCUGCACUCGUCCGCGCUGGAAGUAGCCACCUACGCGGGCGGCAACGGCACAGUUCCUACCGAGAAAGAGUACUGGGUUUAUAGGCGCGGCACGAAUGGGAUCGGAUUCUUCUCUUGUUUGGGGGAGUUCAUGACCGAGAUCACGAUUCCUCAAUAUCUGUUUCAAACAGAAGAGAUGAAGACGCUGUGGGAGGAGUUGGCCAAGAAUGUUGUCAUUGUAAACGACGUCCUUUCCCUGCCAAAAGAGAUGAAGGUCAACUGGCCUGGGCUUGUGGCUAUUGACCUCACCUACCGCACAUCUGGUCAUAAUCUGGAUAAGGCUAUCAAUCUCCUCGUUGAAGAUUUGCGUCAAGUCAGUAACAAGAUGGAAGCAGCUGGCGCGAGACUUCGGGAGAUGGUCGCUCAAGAUCCCGACCCUAUGGUGAGGAAGCAUGUUGAGAAGUACCUGCACUCGGUGUAUACGAUCAUGACUGGGCAUUACGAGUGGACGUUAGGAACCGAGCGGUAUGGUCUUGCGAAAAAAGGGUGGUUGAAGAGUGAUAAGAGUGUUGCUAUUCCUUUGUAAACACCAUUAGGUAGAGGUAUCUGCUACCUUGCUCGGGUAGGAAACUCACGCACCUCUAUUCAACGAAAGACAGCGUUUGAAUUGCCGACGACGGCACAAGACUCAAUCAAGAUGUAGAUGCCGCAGGCUAUCAGGAAGGACAGAUUUUGUAUCAACCUGGGUUCCCACCGAACUCCAAUGACAGACAUAGGUAGGUAUGUAUAUAAUACAGAUAAUAAUAUUAUGUAUGUGUUUGGUGACGCCGGAUCCAGGAAGUAAUAAUGAAUUGACCAUUACAAGCUUCGAUUUCUCCCAACUUCAGAAUGGCAUGGAUCCCUUUACCAAAUCCUCUUGGCAAUCAUCUCAUACCUCAUCACUGUUCCCAAAUCCUUUUCUGGUUUCCCACCACCCCCUCC
Messenger RNA from Neurospora hispaniola, 1832 nucleotides. Its product is annotated as isoprenoid synthase domain-containing protein. The record is from RefSeq and is a predicted model, not a curated record. Lineage: Eukaryota; Fungi; Ascomycota; Sordariomycetes; Sordariales; Sordariaceae. The coding region runs from base 199 to 1437 and encodes 412 amino acids. The transcript is spliced from 4 exons.